Podospora anserina S mat+ is the source of this 390-nucleotide messenger RNA. RefSeq lists its product as uncharacterized. NCBI's taxonomy places the organism in Eukaryota, Fungi, Ascomycota, Sordariomycetes, Sordariales, Podosporaceae. The transcript has 2 exons. Bases 1 to 390 code for a protein of 129 amino acids. The record is from RefSeq and is a predicted model, not a curated record. Gene Ontology annotation, molecular function: protein binding.
AUGCGCCGUGUCGCAAGCAAUACCGGUUCCAACCUGAAAGAAGUCACCAAUCUCCAAUGGCCUGCCUUUGAUCGCGAAGUCCUCCACGCCUACCGCCGAGCCUACCGAUUGAGAACACCGACCACCUUUGCCAGCGAACACCACCAAUGGGUUCUCACCCAACCUGGGAGUCUAGGUCUCUACUCGCCGACGAUUGCAAGACGAAAAGAACUCCGAAGACAAACGACGGAUCAGCUGUCGACGGCGGUCAGGAAACACUUUAAUGGUCAAGGGGCGCAAGAAAAUGACAUUAUCGUCGAGUUUCUACACAAGAUCAAGACCCGAAGACCACAAAGGCCUGUGAGGAAGCCCAGAGAGUAUAUACAUUUACCUCCUGAGCUCGAUAAAUAA